AUGGCUCUCGACAACAUUAUAACCUCACCACACCGGAGGUCUCAGUCGCAGACUGCGUUUUCUCAGCCUAAUUCACUGAAAAAACAGCAGUCGAGAGGUGAAGAGUUUGGAAGCUGCUCGACUCUUGUUCAGAGGCAUCGGUUUCUACUUACGGCUCUUGCCCUCCUUGCAUUCUUGUGCACUGUUUAUCUCUACUUUGCCGUGACUCUUGGAGCUGGCGAUGAUUGCUCGGGCUUGGUUGGGACCCAAAAAGCGACCUGCCGUUUGCGGAUGGCGAAAGGGUCGGUAGCUAAGGGAAAAUUGAAAUUCUUUUAG
Molecule: messenger RNA, 315 nt
Organism: Striga asiatica
Lineage: Eukaryota; Viridiplantae; Streptophyta; Magnoliopsida; Lamiales; Orobanchaceae
Source: the annotation of a GenBank genome assembly